CUUCUCUUUUUUUUUUGUUAUUAUUAUUAUUCAACAUUAAUAUAAAAAAAGGAGAAUGGAGGCAUUGAAGAAUCUUCAUUUUACACCCGAGACACCUUUUGGUUUACCUCUCUAUCCAUUUUUUGAAAGAGCAUAUGAAGCUGUUGUUGGUCAGCCUGCUUCUCAGUUCAGUUAUGUUCCUUCUGUGACCCCUCUGUCUACUGUAAACGAAGUCACUGUCACAUGUAUCACUUACUUUAUCGCUAUCUUUGGUGGUCGCUAUUUGAUGACCAACGUGCCUGCCUUUAAGCUUCAAGUCCCUUUUAUGAUCCACAACGUUUUGUUGACUUUGGUCUCUGGUAUUCUUUUGGUCUUGAUGGUUGAGCAGAUCUUUCCCAUUUUGUAUCGUCAAGGUUUCUUGGCUGCUAUUUGCGCACAAUCUACUUGGACUCAGCCCUUGGAAUUACUCUACUACCUGAAUUACCUUGUCAAGUACUGGGAAUUGAUUGAUACUGUCUUUUUGGUCUUGAAAAAGAAGAAUUUGGAAUUCCUUCAUUAUUAUCACCAUUCCUUGACGAUGGUCCUUUGUUUCACUCAACUCAAUGGUCGUACUUCAGUGUCUUGGGUGCCUAUCAUUCUUAACUUGACUGUUCAUGUCUUGAUGUACUAUUACUACUUCCGUACUGCUGCUGGUGCUAAGAUCUGGUGGAAGAGAUACUUGACUACUCUCCAAAUCACUCAAUUCAUUAUUGAUCUCUUUGUUAUCUAUUUCUGUACCUAUACUUACUUUGCUUACACUUACUGGCCACACUUGCCUAACAAGGGUAGCUGUGCUGGUACUGAAACUUCUGCUCUCUUUGGUUGUGCUCUUUUGUCUUCUUACCUCUUGCUCUUCAUUAACUUUUACCGUAUGACUUACCAAGCCAAGAAGAAGGCUGCUGCUCUCAAACAAAAGCAAGAAGUCAGAGUCAAAUCAAAGAAGGUUUAAUCAUCCUUUUUUUUAUUUAUUUUACA
Molecule: messenger RNA, 993 nt
Organism: Gilbertella persicaria
Lineage: Eukaryota; Fungi; Mucoromycota; Mucoromycetes; Mucorales; Choanephoraceae
Product: GNS1/SUR4 family-domain-containing protein
Exons: 4
Coding region: 56-967 (303 amino acids)
Biological process (GO): very long-chain fatty acid biosynthetic process; fatty acid elongation, polyunsaturated fatty acid; fatty acid elongation, saturated fatty acid
Cellular component (GO): endoplasmic reticulum membrane
Molecular function (GO): fatty acid elongase activity
Source: RefSeq, a predicted model, not a curated record